Cuscuta epithymum is the source of this 2919-nucleotide messenger RNA. The record is from the annotation of a GenBank genome assembly. NCBI's taxonomy places the organism in Eukaryota, Viridiplantae, Streptophyta, Magnoliopsida, Solanales, Convolvulaceae.
UAUACACGUUUUUAUAUACUCCGUCUAUUACACGUCAUUAUAUAUUCAUUUUUUACGCAUGUGCUCAUAAUAAUUCCGGGUAUAAGGAGCCGUGUAUUCCUUAAUUUGGUCCAUCCUGAAGAAAGAACUCAUUUUACUUUAUUUCAGAAUCAAAUCAUUCUGGAUUUCUAUCGCCGGGAAGGGAUGAGUUCGCCGGAGGUGGCUGAUUCCGGUAGGUUUCCCGGCCAGAAAUCGAACUUCUCCCAGACAUGCACCCGGCUGAGCCAGUACUUGAAGGGGAGGGGUUCUUUUGGUGAUCUCAGUCUGGGUAUUUCCCGGAACUCUGAAACUUCCGGGGUUCCGCCGGCGACCCAGACAAUGAAUCUGCUCCCCAUGAUUGAGAAAUCGGGUCAUGGAACCAAACCCAUGUCCGGGUUCACUGACUUUGGAUCCACUUUUAACAAAGAUGAGGCUAAUCAGAAGAUCGAUUCAACUCAUUCAAGUGUGGCUAGAGCAGAGUCUGAGAAGUCGCAAAUGACAAUAUUUUAUGGGGGUGAGGUGUUCGUGUUCAAUGACUUUCCAGCACAAAAGGCUGAAGAAAUUUUGAGUUUGGCUAGAAAAGGAAACAACACACAGAAUCCGAACAUCUUUUCCUACAAAAAUUCAACUUUCCUGCCCACGAAACCAGCAGAAUCUUCAGCUACCAAUGUGGUGGCGGCUUCCCCGACUGUUCAGCCAAUUACUUCUGACCUGCCCAUAGCGAGGAGACAUUCACUUGCUAGGUUCUUGGAGAAGAGAAAAGAUAGGAUUAUUUCAAAGGGACCAUACCAGAUGGGUGGCAAAUUGGUGGCAGCCUAUUCCUCCAAACAAAAGGAUCAUGACAAGUCGUGGUUGGGCUUGGGAGCUCACCUUUCCAUCAAAACUGAACCCCACUCUUAACUUUUUUUGGUGCUUUGCUAAUCAAUCAAUUACUCCAAGUUUGAUGUGUAAACAUUAAUAGCUGAAGCAGCUAAUAUAUGCUUAAAAGUCACUCUUGCUUUCAGAUCUAAUGGCAGCAUCUGCUGGUUUAUAUGAACCGUCCGGUCCAUGUUCGGAUAGUUGCGAUCCAACAAUUCACCAAUAACUGGUUGUCGGAUUCGAAGACGUGUUUAAUUACCAUAGUUAAGUUCUUGAUGUUUCUACUUUGUUUUCGUAUUUGAUUUUGCAUGACUCUUUAUAAAGCGAAAGCGGGGAUGAAAUUUGUUCUUUAGAGAUGAAUAAUAUCAACCGUUACCAUUCUUUUCAAAAAGGAAAAGAAGAUAAUAGAGAAAAUAAGAUGAGAUACAGAUGUACCACGUAUUAAAAAAAGAAAAUGAAGAUAAAAUGGAAUGUAAGGGAAGACUCUAUUAACAAAGUUUAUAGAGUUUUUAUAGAGUAUAUUUAAGUUAUGAAGGGAUGCUAAUAGCCUUUUGGUGAAUGAAUUUACAUUUUUUUUUCUAGUUUAUUUCCUUUUGUUGUUUAAUGCAAAGUACGUAUGUGGGGUUGAGAAGGGCUUAAAACUUAAAAGAGCAGUAGACAUCAGACAACAACUUGAUUUGAUUCGGACAUAGCAUCAUGGUCGGUUUGGCUUAACGUAAUUUUUGUAGAGAAAAAUUUUCAAAGAAAGAAUGCCAUUUAGAGCUAGUUUGGUAACACUUGGCUAAAAAGAUUGAUUAUGUUGAAAUUUAUGAAGUUAAGGCUGAAGUAGCUAGAUUGGUUGCUUAUGCUGAUUUAUGAAAAAAAAAUAUUUAAAAUUUUUUUAUUAAAAAAAUAAUGAAAAUACUAUCUAUUAUAUAAAAAUGAGUGAAAAUGAUCAUCUACGGUAACUUCAAUCAAUAAAAACAAAAAACUCACUCAAAUCUUACAUUUUUAUCAAAAAACUCACUCAAAUCUUACAUUUUUAUUAUUCCACAAUUCAGCGCCGAAAAAAAGAAUUACCAAAUGGGCACUUUAUUUUGAAGCAACUAUUUGCAUAAUUAAGAGGAUUAAAUAGGACUAAAAUUCAGGUGAUGUAUCCGAGUAGGACCUACUUUUUUAUUCGUGAAUGGGACUUUACAUUUUAGUAUGUUCCGGAAUUGCUCUUAAUUUUUUAUUGCUUGGCCCGUGUCCAUUACUCACCGACUAGCCAUCAAGGAGCAUAGGAUCGAAAGGGGAGUUGGGCCUUCUGGUUUGACAAACAGUUUAUGCAUUGAACAAGAAUCUUAGCAACUUAUUCUGCUUCCGCUUCUUUUUUAAAGCAAAAGCAUAAUCAGAAUCAAUUUUCAUAAGCUGGUCUCCCCCAACUUCUAAAAAAAUGAUUCUAAGAAUAAAAUAGAGCACCAGAAUCACUUCUGCACUUUCACCCCAACACUCUAAUUUCUGUUUCUGCUUCCUGAAAGAGUAGAAGCAGUUUUAAGAUCAGAUCCAAACACCCCUGUCUAAUCGGCAGAAGGUGGCACACCUCCCAAUCGCGUACCUCCCAAUCGCCGGAAUCUGCUAAAUUUGGCAGGUAGCAGGUGGCGUAACAGUAAGACUGUCAAAUAAAGCCAAAGUUAACUGAUUGGAUAUUGAUUCCGUCGAUGUUAUAGAUCUGUUCUUCAUCACCUCCUCCCAUCCUCUUCUCGUGAGGACAAGGAAGAUGGCAGUGCAAAUAGAUAUGAGAAACACCAGAGAAAAUGCAACGCAGAACUACGCCGCAGUGGUGCAAAGGUGAGUCGGUGGACGGCGACAUGAAUUUCUCCUCCUCCACAUCCUUCUUCUUCUUCUUCUUCUUCUUCUUCUUCUUCUUCUUCUCCUCCUCCUCUUCUCCUCUUCUCCUCUUUUCUUCCACCAAUCUCGUAGCUUUUCCUCCGGCCAUUUGGUUCUCCUCUUUUCUCCUCCCAUCUGGUAGAGAGCUUUUGGUUUUUGCAGCUGCCCGCACUUCUCAUAGAGAGCUCCUUUCUA